CUAAGCACGAGAGUAUGAAUAAACUCAGCCGGCAAAUCUGUAAGUUCAGACACCGUAGUACGUACUUAAUAGGCUAACAGGCAGCGGAGUCCAGUAUCAGUUUUCUUCUUCUUCUUCUUUCUCCGUUCUCCUUCCGACCGUGUGCUGUGCAACCAAGUUCAUUUCCCGGUGAGAGAUAAAUGUCGGGAGGAAUUGCUCGUGGCCGUCUCACAGAGGAGCGCAAAGCCUGGCGCAAAAAUCACCCUCAUGGUUUCGUAGCUAAGCCGGAGACACUUCCAGACGGUUCGGUUAACUUGAUGGUGUGGCACUGCACUAUUCCCGGGAAGGCGGGUACUGAUUGGGAAGGUGGUUAUUAUCCACUAACAAUGAACUUCAGUGAGGACUACCCGAGCAAACCACCAAAAUGCAAAUUUCCACAGGGUUUCUUCCACCCUAAUGUCUAUCCUUCUGGGACAGUUUGCCUCUCAAUCCUCAACGAAGAUCAUGGGUGGAGACCAGCCAUUACAGUGAAGCAGAUUCUGAUUGGUAUUCAGGACUUGCUCGAUCAGCCAAAUCCAUCUGAUCCAGCUCAAACUGAAGGCUAUCAUCUCUUCAUCCAGGAUUCUGUUGAGUACAAAAAGAAGGUUAAACAGCAGGCCAAGCAAUACCCACCUCUUGUCUAAAAUCACAAAGGGUUUAAUUUCCUUUGGCCUUUUUCCCCCCUAAAUGUACAUAUUUGUUAUGGGCAAAACCAAGUGUUCUAUUACUCAUCAUUUCUCACAUCAUAUGAUGAUGGUUGAUGAUGCUAGCACUCUUUCUCUCUCUGCUAUGAUUGUUGACUUUUUGGAGUAUACCUAUGUUUGAUUGUAUUGUGGUGUUAUUUUGGAUUCAACUUGUUUGUUCAUCUAUGAUAAUGCUCUUUUGUCCAGUA
Messenger RNA from Cuscuta campestris, 910 nucleotides. The record is from the annotation of a GenBank genome assembly. NCBI's taxonomy places the organism in Eukaryota, Viridiplantae, Streptophyta, Magnoliopsida, Solanales, Convolvulaceae.